Drosophila takahashii is the source of this 1866-nucleotide messenger RNA. It is a transcript of the gene NTPase, whose product is annotated as ectonucleoside triphosphate diphosphohydrolase NTPase. Lineage: Eukaryota; Metazoa; Arthropoda; Insecta; Diptera; Drosophilidae. The record is from RefSeq and is a predicted model, not a curated record. Gene Ontology annotation, molecular function: hydrolase activity.
CUGCUCAGAGUUUGUUUUUCGGAAGGCGCGCCCAUUUCGAUUAGAUCGGCUUUAGUGCGUUCCGCUCGGCGAUCGCAGAAAUAGUCGGGGAUAAACAACGCCGCAUUCGCCGUAUUUACAUAAUUUAGUACAAAGUAACGACGGCCGCAGCAACAACAACAUGACGAACACCGACGUGCGAAAGAGAAAACUGGCCACGGAUGAGAAGCCGCCGCGGCGGAAAAGCAGUGGCUCCCCAAGUGCCAGCAGCAGCAGCGGUGGAAACCGCGGUCCCAGCGGCCUCAAGAUCUCCUUCCUCUGCCUGGUCAUCUCCGUCAUCCUGCUGCUCUUUGUUUUCGGUGUGUACCACUUGUAUUUUGCACCCCAACCAGCUCCCAAAGUUGUACUAACCAAACCCUCUGAUUUUCCCACUGUUACCGUGCGUUACGCCCAUGUGGAACCCCAUUUUCCGACUCCCGUUCGCCGUGUUGUCACUAAAAAACCACCCAUCAACCCGGAUGACGACGAUGCAGGCUUUGUCUCCGAGAAUGCCAGUCCCUACUUGGCCCGCCUGGCCUCCCAGUUUGGCUACAGCAAGGUCCAGUAUGCGGCCAUUAUCGAUGCCGGAUCCACGGGCAGUCGUGUGCUGGCCUACAAGUUCAACAGGAGUUUUAUUGACAACAAACUGGUGCUCUACGAGGAGCUGUUCAAGGAGCGCAAGCCGGGAUUGAGCUCCUUUGCUGACAAUCCCGCCGAGGGUGCCCACUCCAUUAAGCUGCUGUUGGACGAGGCCAGAGCCUUUAUACCCAAGGAGCACUGGUCGUCUACGCCGCUGGUUCUAAAAGCCACAGCCGGUCUGCGGCUGCUGCCCGCCAGCAAGGCGGAAAAUAUCCUGAAUGCCGUCCGCGAUCUAUUCGCCAAGUCCGAGUUCAGUGUGGACAUGGAUGCCGUUGAGAUUAUGGACGGCACGGACGAGGGCAUCUUCAGUUGGUUCACUGUGAACUUCCUGCUGGGCCGCCUCUCCAAGACGAAUCAGGCAGCCGCCUUGGAUUUGGGCGGUGGCAGCACGCAGGUCACCUUCUCGCCAACCGAUCCGGAACAGGUGCCCGUGUACGACAAGUACAUGCACGAGGUGGUGACCUCCAGCAAGAAGAUCAAUGUGUUUACGCAUAGCUAUUUGGGACUGGGACUGAUGGCCGCCCGGCAUGCCGUCUUUACGCAUGGCUAUAAGAAGGAGGAUUCAGUGCUGGAGAGCGUGUGCGUGAAUCCCAUCAUUGCCAAUCGUACUUGGACCUACGGCAAUGUGCAGUACAAGGUGAGUGGCAAGGAGAACGGCAAGUCGAGUGCCGAGCAGCCGAUUGUGGACUUUGAUGCCUGCCUGGAGCUGGUGAAGAGCAAGGUUAUGCCGCUGGUCAAACCCAAGCCGUUUACCUUAAAGCAACAUGCGGUGGCUGCGUUUAGCUACUACUUCGAGCGUGCCAUCGAAUCGGGUUUGGUGGAUCCACUGGCUGGAGGCGAGACCACCGUGGAGGCCUACCGCAAGAAGGCCCAGGAGAUCUGCGCCAUUCCCAACGAUGAGCAGCCCUUCAUGUGCUUCGACCUUACCUUCAUCUCGACGCUGCUGCGUGAAGGAUUUGGUUUAAACGAUGGCAAAAAGAUUAAGCUUUACAAGAAGAUAGAUGGCCACGAAAUCUCUUGGGCCCUGGGCUGUGCAUAUAAUGUUCUGACUAGCGAUGAAAAAUUCAGUAAUUCCUAAUGCUCCUCCAUUAGUCCGUAGUUGAUAAACAAGAAAGAAAAAAAACAUUUUAACAAGAUUGUUAGCUGAAAUUGUUUAUAGAGUGCCUUAGACGUGCAUCGAGUAUACUACAAUCACAGUACACACUAGAC